AAAACAAACAUGGCGGAACUUAUGCUAAAAGUUUGGCUCGCUGCUUUUAUCGUUAAUUUUGCACAUUGGGAAAUAACUUUAGUGGAAGGAAACACAGUAACGUCAGCCAUUCAAUUUACAAGCUCAAGUUCUCAGUCUGUGGAAAUUCUAUCAUCAAUAGCACCCACGAAAACAACAGGGAACAAUUCUACAAUACAAACCAAGUUGCCGGAUUUGGAAUGUCCAGACAGUGUUCCCUGUAGCCAUCUUGGUGGUUCUUGUAUUCAGUGUGAUUUCAACUAUUCGUGUAUUUACGGAGAGGAGGUCAAAGCAGAGUGUAAACCUAUUAGCUCUACCAUCAAAUGCACGGUAUUAAAUCUUUAACAUAUUUAAUAACGUUUAAUAUAUACGCCAACGUCGUAGUCGUCGUAGUUAAUAUCAGAGGUGUUAAUUAAAUUAAGCUUGUCGUCAAAGUGUUCGCCUAAUUUUAGAACCCCAUAUUGCGAUGGAAAAUUUAGUGAAACAUUUCUCAUUCAUUUUUCUGUGCUGUAGGGACCUCAAAUCUUCAAUAAAACGUUUAACUGUAGGUACUGUUAUCAGUCACAUCCCAAGAACUAUAAUUGCCAGAAACAGUCAGGAUGCCAGGUAAGAAGUCACAAAUACUUUUAAUUGUUUUGUAGUACAACUUCAUCAAAUUUGGCGUGAUUUAUGCUAGAGAUGAACAACCUGUGUAGAUGACACUCUAUCAUUUAAUUCUUGGUUUUCACAUGAUGUCACCAAAAUUCAAACUAAGAAACUAUUGCUUCUUCUUAGAAGCAAUAGGGGCGAACAAAUUUUUGAUUCAAAAGGGUUCUUUGUUUUCCGAGACAGGAUGCUUGAAUUUCCAGGCUUUUGCGUGAUGCCUCAUUUAGCUAGCGGCCGGGAAAGCUCUUAUGUGGGUUAAAAACAUUACGGAUUUUUGGAGAUUUUGCUAUCUAUACAUUCCUUGUCUUAGAAUAAAUAUUACUUUAAUCUUUAUGAGUUCCUCAAGCAAAGAAUUCACGCAUAAAUAGGAAAGCUCACAAACAGAUGUUUCUGUUGGUUUCCGGCAGCCAUAUUUGUGCCCCUGAAAGGGACACAAACAUUGCGUCUCCACACAAAGCUUUAUAGAUUUGGGUAAAACGUUUUUCCGAAUACCUCGCAUAUGAACUAUUGCAUAGACCUGAUUCUUGGCAAGGCUUUUUGUAUAAUUAUUUAUCUUCUUUCAUUUCCCAGAUUCUAGACUUUCUGCUUUCUCACAUGAGUGAAAACUGAGAAUAUACCAAAGAGAUCAAUAAAUUUAUACUGUGGCUGUGUAUAAAAAAGGCAAACAGACAGAUUACCUGUCCAGCACAUCUUUCAGGAUUAACUAAGGAGAGAGUUUGUCCAAAUGCAAGAUCUGCCUGUUUCCUUGUGUUUAUACACAAAUAAAUGCAAUAUAAAGGAGGUUGAAAAGUCACCAAACAUAUGAGCUGAUUUAUUCAAUUUGUAAGAUGAAUUUCAAGACAAACCAAAGUGCCUACUUAAGUUUGUCCAUAUGGAUCAUCUGUUGCUUUUAAAAAAAGCCAUGGGCCAAUACUGAUAGCUUCACUGUUUGAAUCGCUUAACAACUUUGCUAUUUGGAUGGAAUAGCAUGUUCCUAAUUCUCUUCUUCUCUUCUCUUCAAUUUCAACCAUAGUUAGUAGAGGAGACUGGUUAAGAAACCCGGCAAACAUCAAAGUUGAAAACAAUGGUGCUGUAGGUUAUGUUGGAAGCUCCCUGACCGGGCACAAUCCUUUGUUUUCUGUUCACAAAUUAUGACUGAAUAAAUUAAUGCAAUGUUUCUAUUGGUCAGUAACUUUAAAAUUAUAGGAAUACUUAUUUAUUGCUUGGAUUUUUAUUUCAGUUGUAUAUUGGUAAGUGUGCGACGAGGGGUGCAAUUCAAUUUUGGGCGCAUGCAUUAUUUAUUUAUUUAAGUUGCGUGUACAUUUAGUUCGUUUAAUAACGUCUUAGUUUUGCUUUGUGUUAUUUUCCUCACUUAUAUGUGUUGUCCGCGACUGUGCUCACACAGUUGGUGACUUCUCCUAAAAUGUUCUGCAAUUGGUACAGGAUUUAAUGGAGCCGAAACCAGUAGUGGAAUUGCACAUAUUUUAGGCAUCCUACUGAUGAACAGUUAGGACACGUAGAUAUAUUUUUUAGCAACUACUAUAAUUUGCAGUCUGUCUACUUUGAAUUGAAUUGAAGGCUGUGCACGGUCAGGUCCAAAAAAGCUAACAAAAACCUGUAACAAAAGGUCUCCCAACUUUUCCACUUUAAUUAACUAUGUUUCAACUAAACCUAGAGGAAUAUUUUAGCUGACACAGGGCUGUCGCUAACAUUUCAAGUUGCCGGGUACAUGCAAUCAGUAGAAGGGGAAUUGAACAGAAAGGAAGUACUUUCGUUUUUAUUUCCCCCGGGGAGUACUGCCAUAUAUGGGCUAUAUAAGUAUGUGCCGCUAUAAAGGGUAUGGUUUUCAAGCCGUUUACUCUAGGAUAGGGUAUAUAAAUCAGAGCGUUUUGGUCUAGAAUAGGGUCUCAUUUUUCAGGAAACUGAUCAGUUGGUUGAAGAUUUUAUCAAGACUGGGGAAACAGCCACUCUAGGAUAGGGGGGGUUUGGGGAGUUUACUCUAGUAUAGGGUAGCAAAAUUCAGCUGAACUAGCUCUGGUAUAGGUUAAGGGUUCCAGGGUCGCAGUGGCACAUCCCCACCCAGAAAUUCCUAAAGUACCCCCCCUCCCCGGGUUAUUUUCCUUUUGUUUCCUAUAAGAUUAGUCGGGGAUAACACUCAUAGUAACUGGGGAAAAUCCCCCGCCUCCGGCUCUUAGUGACAGCCCUGCUGACAUACCAGAAUUUUUUUGUAGGUGGUGUCCAGUCCUAGAGAGAGAUACCAAACAAAUUGCACUGUAAAAGAUGAUAUUAUUUGUUUAGGUAAGAUCUGUUUUUACUACAUAUUUGGUCAUAACUGACUGCGGGACAGCCCUCAGAAUUUUUUCAUCAUUCUAUUCUGACAGUAAUAAAACUUUUUCAUUAUGUUUAUUCAUCCUUAUCACAGGAAAAAAUAACGGAUUCCCAUUUUUUGGGUAUUUUUUGGAUAUUUUAGUGAGACAAGUCCCAACCAGGGAAUUCCCAACCAAGUUCCCUGAUUGGGACUUGUCUCACUCUUCCAAUUUUGGGAUUUUUGUGGGUAUUCUUUAAAUUCCCUAAAAUAUCUAAAAAUGGGAAUCGGUUAAUUUUUCCUGUGUAUGGAGUUAACCAGUAAUAUUAAAUGUAUUUGUAGUAAGGUUUUUGAUCCUCAUUUUUCUCUAUUUCCAUCUGGUCUAGUGUUUUUUAACAGUAAGGGAAGGAAAAAGGAAUGGAGUAAAAGGAAAAAGAAAAUCAAGCUAAAGAAAAAGAGUUCAAGAAAAAUCAAUUAGUGCAAAGAGCCUAAAUUUGCCUCUCCUAUCAAAGCUGAGAUAACCAAGUUUCAUUGUUUGUAAUGUUACAUCCUAUAACUACAGUCGACUUCCAAUAAUGAUUUUUCGAACCCUCACUAACUUGAACCACAUGUUAACUUGAACCAAAAUCGAUUUCCCCUGGAUUUCCAUCAUACAUUUACUUCAAUUUUACCCUUGGUAACUCGAACCCUCAAUAACUCAAACUUCCUGCCAACUUAAAGUAAUUCUUGUUCCCCUUUGGAUCAUUAAUUUCUAUAUAAUUUUACCCUCAAUAACUCGAACCAUGUUUUAAGCACGUGAUAAGUAAAAACUAAACAAAAAACACUCUACUGCAGUCCAAAACAUUGAAUUUGUUUUAAAGCAACCAUGUAUUUGUCAGUGUAGUACAAAUACAGUAUCCAAUUUAAUCGAGCUUUGUUGUUUACUUUUUUAAGAUGUCAAUAUAUCUCUUGCUGCCCUGCAUGAAGUGAAGAGUGCAUGGUACUUGCAUUGCAUUUCUUCCACAUUCCUAAGGUUUCCUGUCUUGCCAGUCACCACCACAAUGUUUAUUAAUUUUAUGUGACUUUUGAAAGGCAUUUUUCCCUUAUUUCCAGUUAUUGGCUCUAAACUCCAGAUAACUGGAGCUAACCGGUAAAAUUUACAUGUACCGCCUGAAGCAACGCCCUAAAGGUGUACUAAAAUUAUUGAAGAAGUAUUUUUAAAAGAUACACAAGUUGGGAUCUGAUCCAAUUCUCACAUGCCACAAGGAAAUGAAUGAAUAUAUGGAAAAGUACUAAGUAUCACAGCUUUCCUUUUUAUGGGCCAUGCAUUUUGGAAAGAGAACAUUGAAGACAGUAAAAUGAUUGGAAUCAAAUUAUUGAUUUAAAUUGUUGUGUAAAGGUAACAACGACCUUAAAAUGUCAUUCCUGCAUUUUAAGACCUAUUUUAUGCAAAUUGUGCAUAAAAUAGGUCUUAAAAUGAAGGAAUGACAUUUUAAAGAAGUUAAUUAGCUCAAUUUCCCAGGAAAGGCAGGGCCAUGUCCCGCACUCCACUUCUCCCUGCCCCCAGGAAAGUGCACCUUUGGUGCAUAUUUUUUGCCUCACUUGCUAUGAAUGUUCCCUUACAUGCUGAGCUAAAAUUUAGGGAACAAUGCUGGAACCCCCAAUUUCCCUUGAAGGUUCGAGUUGUCUUGAGUCGACUGUACGUAUUGUGUGCGUUCUGUCCCUUACAAUCUUGACAAACUAAAAGUGAGGAAGAUUGUACAAACUAAGAAUCUUUUUCAGGCUCACCAAAAAUGGUUUCAAGUUUGUUUCAGUUUAUUCUCCAGUUUUACUCUCACCAGCUAUAUAACAGAACCCAGAUCAAAGAAGGCACACAAAGCAAAAUGAAAUAUGGGAUGACCUAUAAAAAUGUUCUGGAAAGAUAGUCUGAUAAAUCUGAAUAAUUUUCCUUGUUCCCCCUUUCAUCAAUUAAGGUAAUCGUACAUUUCCAAAGUUGUUGCUGUGCAACUGGACGUCAGGAUAUCGAUGGUCAACUUCAGUAUUGCUGAGGUAUAGUAUUGGCAACAUUGGUACUGAACAACAUUGUUAUUUUGUAACUUUUCUAUCUAUUUGUUCUUUGCUACUUUUGCAGCCAUGUGAGUUUCUUAUCUAUGGUAUACAUAUAUCUACUGUACGUAACACUUGUCUAUAAUUCUUUUGUUGUACGAGAAACUUUCUUUUUUUGAAAACAAGGUGGAGAGUUAAACUCAACCCCUUAUCCUGUGGCUUAGCCAACCCAUAGUUAUUAGAGGAGACUGGUUAUGAAAAGCGGCAAACAUCAAUGAUAAAAACAACAGUGCUGCAGUUCAUGUUCAAAGCACCGUGAAAGUGCACAAUCCUUUGUUUUCUGUUGGCAAAUUGUUACGGAAUAAAUUAAUGCAACGUUUUUAUUGGUCUAUACAAUCAAAAUGAUAGGAAUUCUUUUGAACGUUGUGCACUUUCAGGUCCACAAAAACAUAUAACAAAGGAGUCUGACGGGUUUCAUAACCAUUCCACUCAAUUAACUAUGGCCAACCCGUCAAUCAUGACAAAUUUUCCCAGCCAGUAGCGCAUAUGGAAUACAUCAUGGACAAACUGGUCAAGUUACCUGAAAGUCAUCUUGCUUGAAGUUUUGGCACCCAAACUGCUGAGUUAAUUUAUAACUAGACACACAGCCACAAAGGCUUAAAGCACAGUCCCUAAAAACUUUGUAUUUGUCAUUCUUUGAAGAUGAAAAUUAACUUUUCAGUAACUUGAAUGUAAACACUUUAACUGUAUGACUAGAGUCAUUAUAUAAUAAUAUGUGCCAAGCCCCAAAAUACACUAAUAACAUUCCUUUGAGUCAAACAAGCUCCCAAUAGCCCCUAUGCAUGAUUACGUCAGACGAGUAAAUUUCACCAACAAGCCUCGUUUGUGAACAAAAUUUUUUGCAUUUGCACUUUUUGUGUGUGGGUAUUCUUUUCAACUCUACUGCCUUGGGAAUUCAUUUCUGUGAAACUUCGCUUAUUUUUAAUUUCAAAACGAGGCUUGGUGGUGAAAUUUGCUUGUGUGACGUAAACAUGCAUAAGGGCUAUUAUUGUUGCACGAUUUUGUCUUCCUUAUCAAAAAAGAAAUUUCCUCAGUUAUGUUUGAUGACAUAUCAUUUCUUAGUUGUGCAUAUAUGUUACAGGUCAAAAUUAAAUUCAGGUUAAAAUUUUUUUACUAGGUUGAUUCUCAAUUUCCUUUGUAUCCUAUCCCUAAUUAUUCAUGAAUUAGGAUGAGGAAACAAAGAAAACUGAGAAUCAAUCAGGUUAAAAAAUUUUAACCUGAAUUUAAUUUUGACCUGUAAUAUAUACAUUAAAGAAAGAAACUAGGUUUAUUUUGUUACCACUCAAUGAAAGGUAGAUGGAAGAGAAUGUCUUGCUUUUUAGUACAUUUAUAGGCUUUUUUGAAAAUACCAUAAUACUCUUUGUUGUCCCUCCAAAAAUUUGCAUAAGCAUUGUUUUCAAUUUCUCUUAAGACUUACAAUUGCCCCAAGAAAAAUUGAAUACAAUGCUUAUGCAAAAUUUUGGAGGCACAACAAAGAGUAUUAUGGUACUUUUAAAAAAGGCCUAUUACAAAUUAAACACUAAAGAAACAUCUAAAUGUUCAACAGUCAGAUCAUGGGAGUUUAACACGUACAUGUAGCAUGUAGGUUUGCUAUCUGCAGUGUCUAUCACUUUACUCCCAAUAUAAACUGGCUUCCGGGUGACUGACUGUAUAUGCCCAAGGUUAGUAGCAAUACAUGCAGAUACAGAGUAUAUAAUGUCAAAAGAAAAAUUAAUAAAUCAUAAAUAAGUUUCCACAGGAGCCCAUAACCCGGAGCGAGCAACUCCCAUCAUUGGACAGAUUUAGCACAUUUAGGAAAUUUUUUUUAAUUACAUCAUUGUCCAAUGAUAUUAUCCAUGUAUAUUCCCGACUGUAAAAUCAGACUUGCUUCUUUCCGUUGUUCAGAUCCUUUAACGCUGCAAUUCUGGUUUUGACUGAUAUCUUUGUAAUCAGAUAGGAACAUUGUUUUCUUUCCCCUUUGGCGGUUUAAAAACAGUAAGAUAAAAGAGUGAAUCACAAGUAACUUGAUGCUAUCUAAAAAAAUAGAAUUGCAUUAUCCUUGCUUAAGCUAUAUAUGCUGAUUAAAAUGAGUAAAAUUUAACUGUUUUUGUAUGUUUCAGCUUAACCUUAGGUGGUUUUGGCGUGGACAGAUUUUACCUGGGGCACUGGAGAGAGGGCCUUGGAAAACUCUUCAGCUUUGGAGGCCUUGGAGUAUGGACCCUUGUGGACCUGAUUCUUAUUAUUAUUGGAUACGUUGGACCAGCGGAUGGCUCACUCUACAUAUUCUAGACAUGUUCGCCGAACUCUUUCUAGUGAUAUUAUUCAUUCCUGUUAGGAAUGCAGGGUCAUUCCUUAUGGAGAGACGGGUCCGGGAGUUAGCUGAUGCUGAUAGGACUUCCUUCGGCACGCCUCCAAAAUGUCCUUUAUUGAGAGGGCUAAACUGGAAAGUGCAACGCCGCAAAUCCUAGCAACGCUACAGAAAAUGAAAACAUGAAAAACUAAAAACAAAACGAGAAUAGGAAGAUAAGGAAAAGCCGCAAAUCAAGGAAGAUGACCACGCCCCAAAGACCAAACUGAGGCCCGACACUCAAACGAGUGAAAUUUGAAAACAUAAAAAACUAAAAAAGGUUGCAAAACGAAAUUUAGGAAGAACAUCCUGUUAGUUUACUAAACUUUUUAAAAGUUUACUAAAAAGUUCUAAGGAAAAACCGAUGGAAGUUGACCAGUGGCGGAUUUUCAAACAUGAUUCUCUUUUAGGGGCCCAGGGCUCAAAAUUUUGAGAAAAAUGGAAAGAUAGUUAUGUUGACUAACUGAUUUAUACAUCUUUGCCCAUUUUUCUCUAACUGGUACAAAAAUAGCGAAACGUUUGAGGCCCGAAGGGCCGAAAAACAGUUGUUGAGACUGGACACUCCCCUUAUCUCAGGAUCUGGAUGACUGCCCCCUCCCCAGGUCUGGAUCCGCUACUGAUGACUGACAGGACUUCAAACAAUCAAUUUGUGUGUUUCGCCGAUACGGACGCCCGCUGUGUACUCACGGUUUAGCAAAUUUUGCAUGAAAACAAAGCCAUCGAUGUAAAAAUUAACACCUGUACAAAGAGAUCGUCGUUAUUUUUUGUCUUUAUUUAGGUUUCUUGCUGGGGGUGAUUUUUAAUGUGUUUUUGUGUGUGUGUCGGUUUUAUAUUCGAAAGAGAUUAGAAAAAAGGGGGAAACCUAUACUACAUAAUCUUGUUUUCUCCGCGUAUUAAUUGUGAGGG
Molecule: messenger RNA, 8264 nt
Organism: Porites lobata
Lineage: Eukaryota; Metazoa; Cnidaria; Anthozoa; Scleractinia; Poritidae
Source: the annotation of a GenBank genome assembly